Messenger RNA from Hymenoscyphus albidus, 1399 nucleotides. NCBI's taxonomy places the organism in Eukaryota, Fungi, Ascomycota, Leotiomycetes, Helotiales, Helotiaceae. The record is from the annotation of a GenBank genome assembly.
GAGGAUCCCUGCUUGUCGGCGAUAUGAUGCGGCGAUAAUUACAGGUAAUGAGGGGUCGUUCAGGGGGGGACCUGACGUGGACAGCGGACAGCUCAAGAGCUCUCAGAAGCUUAGAUCACAACCACAACCAGAACUAGUGAGCCAGUUGUACUCGGACAAUUGUACUGACGACUGUUUAUUGACAAUCGUUCUCGUGACAUUCGCUUGCGUCAACAACAUCUCUACUUUCACAGCGUUCCUUCUUCCCUCGACGUUCUUCAAUAUCUCACGAUACCUUCAUUUUCACCAGCAUCCGCAACCAUGGCAGAAUCACCCGCCUACCCCAUCAUCGAUUCCCACAUCCACCUCUACCCAGCCUCGGAAACCGAGACGCUCGCAUGGUGUACCCCCGAGAACCCACUGAACAAGCAACACUCCAUAGCAGAGUACGCCGAAGCAACAGGUCGACCCUCCGACCUCGAAGGCUUCAUCUUCCUCGAGACCGAUCGAAAGAAUGACCUCGAGAGCGGCAUGACAGAUGGCAGCGGCUGGGAAAUGCCACUCAUGGAAGUUGAUUGGUUGAAGAGGAUAGCACUUGGUACACCCAAAGAAGGCGAGGGUCACACCGAGGAGGACAAGAAGCUAUGUCUUGCUAUUAUCCCCUGGGCUCCAUUACCCAGUGGGGAGGACGGUAUGGUGAAAUAUGUAAAGGAGGUGGCUCAACGAGCUGGGGACGCCUCCAAGAAGGUUAAGGGCUUCAGGUAUUUGUUGCAGGAUAAACCUAAAGGUACUAUGUUGCAGGACAAGUUUAUUGAGUCCCUGAAGUGGAUGGGGAGAAAGGGGUUUGUGUUUGAUUUAGGUGUGGAUCAACAUUCUGGGGGGAAGUGGCAGUUGGAAGAGGCGAUUGAGAUGGUUAACAAGGCUCAUGAGGGUGUGGAUGCGAGUGACAGGGUCACUUUUAUCAUCAGUCGGUUGCCCUCUCCCAUGACAGCUGCCGCGAAAGCUAAUGUUGUCUUCAGAUCACCUUUGCAAGCCUGACUUAUCAAUUUACACCCAGACAGAUCCUGAGUUCGUAGCAUGGAGGGAGGCUAUGUUCCGCCUCGGGAAAUGUGACAAGACCUAUAUGAAGCUUUCUGGUUGUUUCUCUGAACUACCAGAAUCGUUCAAGAAUGCACCCGUACUUGAUGUGUUCAUGGCGCUGCAACCCUACCUUAUUGUAAUUCUUGCUACGUUCGGAUCUUUCAGAGUCAUGUUUGGAUCUGAUUGGCCGGUAUGUACAGUUGGAGUUAAUGAUGCCUGGAAGAGAUGGAAGGAGGUUGUUGAGAAAUUCUGUUAUUUAGCGAGUUUGAGCCAGGAGGAUCAGAUCAUGAUCUGGAGUGGAACGGCUAUCAAGGCGUAUGGGCUUGAGGAGUUGAUGUGA